Messenger RNA from Stegodyphus dumicola, 4320 nucleotides. RefSeq lists its product as uncharacterized. Lineage: Eukaryota; Metazoa; Arthropoda; Arachnida; Araneae; Eresidae. The record is from RefSeq and is a predicted model, not a curated record.
GUAGCCAAAGAGUAACUUCGAAAAUCUGUUACGCUUUAUGAGUUUGUUUGAGAGGUUUCCGGCGCUAAGCUUCAUUUUGUAGUCGAGCACGCAAAUGCUUAGAACGAGAUUCUGUUUUAGGAUGUUUUGGUACUCCUCGACACCUUGCGUGAUAAUUGCUGUUUUAUUUCUGGACUGAAAAAAUAUUUUUGUAAGAAAUUUGUGUCGCUAAUUUAGGCCGCCGCACUUGGUGAUGAAAACAACUUAAACGUAUCUCCAGAAGGUUGGUGGAAUAUUACAAAAAGUGGUCAACUUUUUUCUUUUAUAUCAUUUUGGAUUAUUCUGAGGAUAUGACGACUAUGGUUUGAUUUCUGGAGUUUCAAACUGCAAGCCAGGCGAUGAUACUUGCACUUCUGAUGAUGUUUUGGGGAUUGGCGUCCGCAGUAACAGGUUGGGGAGACCAUCAUCAUGAUUACGAGAACCACGUGGACGAACCACAGCCAAGUUCUCACCUGCAGAGUCUCGACGUCGUGUGCAGUAAGGAUCACAUGACUGUCAACAUGAAAUUUGACGAACCUUUUUACGGAGUCGUCUUUUCACACCCGAGCGGAAAUCAUGAACGAUGUAUUCACGUAGGUCCUCGCACAGGGAUUCUGGAAACCUCAUUCCGUAUUGGGUAUGACAGUUGCGGAACAGUUGAGGAUUUAAGAGGCCAGUUCCAUGAAAAUACCAUCGUGAUUCAAUUUGGCGAGGACAUCCUUGAGGCAUGGGACGAAGCGAAAAGACUCCGAUGCGAGUGGUUGGAAUCUUUUGAAAAACCAUCUUCGAAGCCUUCACUAGCCAUUUCAGAUCUCGAUGUUGUUGAGCUCAAUUUUCAAGGUGACGAUAUCGACUGUUGGAUGGAAGUUCAGGAAGGCAAAGGACCAUGGGCUCGUCAAGUAGGUGGUUUAGUGCCCAUAGGCAGCCCUCUGACUCUUGUGAUUGCCAUCAACGACCACAGCCGAGAAUUCGACCUGCGUGUAAAGAGGUGUUCUGCAAGUGAUGGGGCUGGGAUUGAAGUUCAGCUCACCGAUCAAAACGGAUGUGUUCUGAGACCAUCGUUGCUCACGCCGUUUGCAAAAAUCCGAGAUUAUGGACCCAAAGCUACCCUGAUAGCUUAUUCACACCUUUAUGCUUUCAAGUUUCCAGAUAAUCUUGACGUAUUUGUUCACUGUAUAGUUGAAGUCUGUAGAAACGGCUGUCCAGAUUCAUGCUCCAGACACUCUCUGGAUAAUGCAUAUGCUAGCCCUAGAGAACCUUAUGACGCACUGGAAUCCAAAAAACAUCAAAAACUAGUAGAACUAGCGAACUCCAAACCUUCGCAACCUUCGUCCCAUCUUCCUCUCAAGCAACAUGGUCCGUAUCUAACUAAAGUACCAGUGUCACUCAUAAAAGAAAGCUAUAGAGAAUCUUUAACUGCUGCAGCUUCCCAGAAACAGGUUCAUCACAUUUCAUUCAAUAAUGCAUCUCUUGAGUUAUCUUCUCCAGGAAAACAUAAAAUUUCUGACGGAAAGCAUUUAACAAGUGCGGAAGCUUUGCACAAAGCUGAAAGCACUUCUAAAGAAGUACACAGCACGCAAGCAAAGAAAGUAGAAUCAUCAGCUAGCUCUAUCCACUUGGUAUUUGAUAAUGUAAAAAAUAAUAUUCAUGAUCACCAUAAUAAUAAAUUUGAUUCUCACUUACUUGAAAUUCACAAAGAUGCCGUUCACGAGUUUCGGAAGCAUACAGGGGAUUCAUCCGCCAGUUAUGAGAGAAAUAUUGAUUCUGAUGCUCAUUUGAAUUCUGGGCAGCAUCCACCUGUUGAUGAGCAUUACAUAGCACAUUAUAUACAUCCUUCCAAAGAAGUAGCGAAACAGAUUCCGCAACCAGAACCGGCAUCUUGGUCUGGCGAAGAUGUUAGACCUGUAAGUAAACAACAAAUAAAUGAUCAACAUAGCCAUACUGCAGCAGGAUUAGCAACUUUACAUGAUUCUCAAAUCACACUGCAACAGAAACAUCAAAUUCAAACGAAACAUAUACAAAACCCCGGGCCUGAUUUUCAUCUAAAUUUGGAUGCCAUGAAAAGCAACAUCAAUCCCGAACUAUAUGCUACAUUCAUUUCGCAUCUUCCCGCAAACCAAAAAUCUCCUCCUCAGGAAGUUCACAGUCCCCAGCCCAUACUUGUUGGUGGACAUCGUAAGAUAAUAGGCCACGAUGCUUACUGGAACCCUGAUGAACUGAAGAAAACCGAAGAACAUCAUGUAAAACACAUUAUUCAUACUCCAAAAGAAAUUUUGACACCAGCUCCACAGCCGGAACCUGCUUCAUGGUCUGCCGAUGAUGUGAAACCUCUGAUUAAAGAGGAGGUGUACCAUGAUCGUGGUAAAUUAAAUGAAAGGGUACAACAAAAUGCCCAGGUUCAUAAUAUUCAUCUAACUAAUAAAGAUGUGCCCAUAAAACCAGCACCUUGGACAUUCGAAGAAGUAAAUCCAAUGAUUAAUCCUGCUGCACCACGACCCAUUUUGACGAAACCACCUUUACCGAGGCCAGAACCUUCGUCUUGGACACUUGAUGAUGUAAAGCCUUUAACAAAGGAAGAUCUAAAGGUUCAUUCUCUGAAUUAUAAAAUGCCCGUUCAGCCCCAAACACCAAUUCCUUUAUACAAAGAGUUGGUUCAGCCUUAUGGUAUAAGGACACCAAGUACACCACCGCAGCCAAUAUACAUCCCAACACCUGGGAAUAAUUCCCCAAAUAUGUCUAAUCCAGCUAUGAUGAAAAUGAUGAUGAUGAUGAUGCCUACGUUACUGCCAGUUACUUAUCAAACAGCUAGAUGGCCACAAAAGACGACUGCUCGGUUUUUAAGACCAAACAGGCAGCAUUACCCGUACCCCAUACCACAAUUCAGUCCCAGACAGCAAAUGAUGAUGAGCAUCAUUGCUGAUCGUAGAAUGGACGAUGAUGAAAGUGAGUUGCAGUAUGAAAUGCCAUCUGAUGAAAACCAUAAAAAUGUUGAAACUGAAAACUCUGGAAUCGCCGAGGGUCGAAGUCCUGUAUUCACUGAAACAAUACGUCAGAUUGGAGGCCUAUUUACAAGUGAAUUGAAUAAGGAACCUAAUAAGAGUGAGAAGCUUCAAAACGAUUCAUCGGGGAUUAAACCAGUUUUAGAGGAUGUUUUUAAAUCGAUGCUUAGUGAAAUACCAACAUUAACGACACUGCGGAAUAAUCCAGAAGAGUUCGCGACUACAGCAAUGGACGAACUCGGUACAGAAAAUGCAACAGCAGUGAAGGAAAAACCAAUUAGAGAACAGUUGAUUUCAACUGGUCAAAAUAUCUCAGAAGAAAAACGACCACCAGUUUCUGGAUUUGUCCCGCCAAAGCUUGAUAAUGGUGAUACGGACAGCCAACCCCAAAUAAAUGAAAAACCCGCUCAUGGUCCGAGAGCUCUGGACAGACGAAAGCGGUCGUCUGAGCCUGUUUUUGGCGUGCGGCAAAAAUUUCAAGCAAUAGCGUUAUCAGAUUUGGCUUUUGAUUUUAACCUUACAAGCGAAAGUACAACUCUCUUGCGUGGCAGACGAGAAGAGAUCAUUUAUGGCAUAUGUAUGUCACCAGCUAGCAUGAGUGCAAGUGUUGGCUUGAUUUUAAUCUUAACUUUAUGUUCUAUCAUAGCUUCGGCAGUACUGUAUGAACAUAGCUGUAGAUUAAGUAACAAAACUUCUCAUUUAUCUUUGCUGACUCGAACAUUUAAUGGUAGGUUAGAAGCAUUGUAUAGAAUAUCACGUCCGCAUGCUACUGCAGAUAGUGCUACUUGAUUGACUGUUCUUUAGAUUCAACUAUUAUAACAAUACUGCAGCUGCUGCAGAUAGUGCUACUUGAAGUGACUAUUCUCUAGAUUCAACUAUUAGAAUAAUGUAGCAGCUGCCAGUGCUACUUGAAGUGACUAUUCUCUAGAUUCAACUGUUAAGAACAAUUUAGCAGCUGGCUGCUUAAUCUUUAAAACCCUCUGAGCGGCCAGGGGUUUCGCUAAGAAAGCACAAAUUUCCUAAAACUACUAUGAUAACAAAUUAUUUUUUUGAUUUUAAUGUAAAACUUAUCCUGGUAUUACAUACCUGGAUUUGUGUACCUUAAUUUCUUUGACAUAUUGUAAUAUGCACGUAUAUAUACGUUCUUACAGAUAUCACAAAACAUAUUCUAGGCCGUACAUAUACGGCCUUGCCGCUUAGAGGGUUAAAAGACUGGAUAAUGUAUAACAGAAUCAUAUUGAUAGUUCAUAUUGCCAAAUAAUGCGCUGUGCGUAAUUGUAAAAUAAAACAUAUUUUUAAAAAA